UGAAGUCAAAUGUUUAGUCCUUCUGCACUGCAGCAGAUAUUUCCUUCCAAAAGUAGUAGUAAUAUUUUCCCCAAAAAGCAAAACAAAAUAGGGAGAAAAUCCAAAGCCCUUCCACAUUUUCUCUUUAUAAAAUCCCCUCGCCACCACCACCACCACCGCCAUGACUGCGCAACUCCCAUGCGACGGAGAUGGAAUUUGUAUGUUCUGCAAAUCAACACCACCAGAAGUAGAAACCCUAGAAUGUAAAACUUGUAUUACUCCAUGGCAUGUCAAUUGUCUAUCAAAACCACCAGAAUCAUUAUCAUCAACUCUUCAAUGGGAUUGCCCUGACUGUUCCAAUGUACUCAUUCAUAAUCCCAAUUUCAGUGCUGGUGCAUCAUCAUCAUCAACCAAUUCUUCUUUGAAUCAACUUGUGAGUGUGAUUUGUGCUAUUGAGAGUGAUACUACACUAACUGAUCAGCAAAAAGCAAAGAAACGGCAGGAACUAAUUAGUGGGAUUAAAGUCUCGGAUCCUUGUGAAAAUGAAGAUGAAAAAAACAAGAAGAAGAUGAAGAAGAAGGAGAGUGAUGUCAAGGAUAUUUUGCAUGAUAAGCUUAUGUGUCUCAUUUGCAUGCAAUUGCCUCAUAAACCUGUUACUACUCCUUGUGGUCACAAUUUCUGUUUAAAAUGUUUCGAGAAAUGGGUAAACCAGCAACCACGAAAACAAAAUUGCCCAGAGUGUCGCAGUAAGAUUCCUGACAGUAUGGUGAAUCAACCAAGGAUUAACGCAGCCCUUGUGACUGCAAUUCGUAUGGCAAAGGGAGGAGAGAAUAGUGGUUCAGGUUCUCACCGCCACUUGGGACGAAUACCUGUUGAAAAGGAUCCUAUGAAUCAGGGUAUUGUAAUGGUAGGGGAGUAUGGUGCAAAAUCUGUGGCUCUAUCAGGGGACUAUGAAGACAAUGACAACCAUGGAGACUGGUUCCUUUACACCGGAAGUGGGGGAAGGGAUCUCGAUGGCAAUAACCAGUCGUAUGAGAAAUCUAAUGAAGCUCUGCGUGUCAGUUUCCUGAGAGGAUACCCAGUCCGUGUGGUGCGGUCUCACAAGGAGAAGCGCUCGUCAUAUGCUCCACUAAAUGGGCUGAGAUGCGGAGUUUACAGAAUAGAAAAAUGUUGGCGAAAAAUUGGGAUUCAAGGCCAUAAAGUCUGUAGGUAUCUCUUUGUUCGGUGUGACAAUGAACCUGCUCCUUGGUCAAGUGACGGACGUGGGGACCUUCCUAGACCUCUGCCUGUUAUUAAGGAGCUUAAAAGAGCAACCAAUAUUACAGAUAGAAAGGACAGUCCAUCUUGGGAUUAUGAUGAGGAAGAUUGCUGUUGGAAAUGGAAAAAACCUCCACCUAAUACUGCUGCUGCUGCAUCAUGUACAACUAUAACAGAAAGUGAGCGUGGGAAUAAUUUACAGACAACAGUGGAAAUUGCUGUUUGUAAGGUAAAUAUGUCAUCAUGGGAUGUCAUUUCAAUUGAAGAUUACAACCCAGAUAAAGAUUUUAUGGUUUUAGAGAAUCAAGAUGAUGAUAAUAGUAACAAACCUGUGCAGACAGAAACUUUUGAAGAUUUAGAGAGAGCACAAAAAAAGGCGCAGAAUAAGUCCGACAGGAAUCAGCUUCUGAACGCAUUGAAAUGUCAACUUUGUCGGGAAGUGAUGAAUAGUCCUCUGACAACUCCAUGUGCUCACAACUUUUGCAAGCCUUGUUUAGAGAGUGUUUUUGCUGGUAAAAGUUCUGUCAGAAAGAGGUACUUUUGUCAGGGAAGAUCACUUCGAGCACAAAAGUCAAUAAUGAAGUGCCCAUCUUGCCCAAUGGACCUAUCUGAGUUCCUUCAAAACCCUCAGGUUAACAGAGAGCUGAUGGCUGUCAUAGAAGAUCUCCAACGCCAGGCUGAGGAGGAGAAUGAUGAGGACGCAAGUGAAGAGACCGGGGUUUUUAAUAAGCCCGUAAACAUGAUUGGAGUCGCUAAAGAUGGGAGUGACAAUUCUGACAUGUUGGAUGACAUUUUAGAAAUCGAGGGGGAGCCUAAGCAGAUGAACAAACGCUUGAAGACGAAAGGUUCAGUCUUAUCAGCAAAUGCAGAAAAAUCUGAGUUUAAGAGUAAUGAAUCUUUGGAGGAGAUGAAACUUGAUGUUGCAGAAGAUCUCCAAUUCCAGGCUGGGAAGGAGAAUGAUGAGGACCCAAGUGAAGAGAUUGAGGGUUUUGAUAAGCCCGAAAACAUGAUUGGAGUCGCUAAAGAUGGGAGUGACAAUUCUGACAUGUUGGAUGACGUUUUAAAAAUUGAGGGGGAGUUUAAGCAGAUGAACAAACACAUGAAGACGAAAGGUUCAGACUUUUCAGGAAAUGCAGAAAAAUCUGAGUGUAAGAGUAUUGAAUCUGUGGAUAAAAUGAAACUUGAUGUUGAAGAAGAUAUCCAAUUCCAGGCUGGGAAGGAGAAUGAUGAGGACCCAAGUGAAGAGAUUGAGGGUUUUGAUAUGCCCAAAAACAUGAUUGAAGUCGCUAAAGAUGGGACUGACAAUUCUGACAUGUUGGAUGACGUUUUAGAAAUUGAGGGGGAGUUUAAGCAGAUGAACAAACGCUUGAAGACGAAAGGUUCAGACUUUUCAGGAAAUGCAGAAAAAUCUGAGUGUAAGAAGAUUGAAUCUGUGGAUAAAAUGAAACUUGAUGUUGCAGAUGAAGGCAAUGUUGUGACAAAAGACGCAGUAAAGGAAGUGGUUAAAACUUCAAGAACUUUUACCGCUAAGCCCAAACCUAAACGUGGUAGUGGAGGUGAUUGCUUGCCAAAGCCUGAACCAAGCAAAAGAGGUCGGCAGAAGAAAACCAAGGAGACAGCAGUGGCUGUUGUUGCAGAUGAAGUUCUGAAGAUGGUCCGGAGAAAAGAGAUGACUGGUGGGGGUGAUAAUUCUACAACUACUGGCACAUCUAGCAACCACCUGGCUGUGAGCAGAAGUUUAGUAAAAAGAUCUACAGAUGUGAACAAGAUGAAGACUCUUCAUGCUACUCCUGCUCUUAUUGUUCCAGACUCGUUUUCUACUUCUACCACCAGUGUCACUGCUGCUGCAGAAGGUGUAGCAAUUGAAAAGAAGAGUGAAAAUAAAUGCCAUGGAGUAGGAAAAGAACAAGAAGCAACAGACCAGCACAUAGAAGAGAGAGAUCAUUAUAAUGAUGAGCAUGAACCGGGUUUCAUAUUUUUAUGCAAUGCCAAGACAAAACCGGAAAUCUUUAAGUACAGUGUUUUUGGACUCCCUCUUGGGAAAAUUUAUGUCGUAGAGAACAUAAAUCCGGGUGCAAUGCUUUUCCUCUUUGAUGUUAACCUAAAGCUUCUUUAUGGUGUAUAUAAAGCUACAUCUAGAGGAGAGCGUGACUUGGAGCCAGCUGCUUUUGGAGGAAGAUUUCCGGCACAGGUGAGAUUCAACAUUUUCAGGGAAUGCUUACCUUUGCCUGAGAGUGUUUUCAAACACGCUAUCAAAGAAAACUACCAUGGUGGUACAAAGUUCCAACAAAAGCUCAGUAACUGUCAGGCAAAGAAACUUUUUGCUCUAUUUCAUCCCAUUGGUUGUCCAACAGUGUCUGUGCUUGGGGCUCCACCUCGACAAUCACCGCCAAUUGAAGUCUAUCAGAAUCGACAACCAUCAAGGUUGCCACCACCAAAUGAUCCAUAUGCUUCACCAGCAUUUCACCGAGGUCAUGGUACUCCACCACCUCCCAUGUCUGGAUAUAUUCAUUCAGCUGCUCAAAAACAUUGGACUAACCCAUAUUUUGGCAUGGAAGGGCGCCGCACAUACUCGCGUGAAAAUGCAUUGAUACCUGCUCAUAAUCCUUACACCAGGCACAGAGCUGCACCAGAUGUGGAAAGUCAGGGAGCAAAAGUUGGCGAAAAUGAGUACAAUCCUCAAUUACUACCAGUGGAGAGGAAAAGAGAGCAGGAAAAACAACUCACUCAACAAUUUGGUGGUGCAAGUUAUUACUCUACGCAUCCAUCACAUGCAGCAGCAACAACAUAUGCCAUUGAGCCAUCUCAUGGUCUUCCUGAAACACAAAACUCUGGGUCAUCAUACAUACCACUACAAUAUCCUCCAAGAUUAGUCAAUGAUGCAUCAUUUCGUGCUCUUCCUCCGCCGCAUCAUACUCCACACAGUUCACUGUAUGAUGCAUCAGUUCAUGCUCUUCCUCCAUUACAUCGCACUCCUCCCCCAUUAUCAUAUGAUCCUUUAUGUCAAGCUUAUGUUCCUGCAACAUCGCAUAGUUCUGCUUAUUGGGCAGCAGUAGCUCGUGAGGACCCAAACCGGGUUUAUAUAUGAUCCUCACCAGAAUCCUGAACCUGGGAUGUGACCGGUAUGGAAGGGUCUUCUAAUGAUUCACACCCAAGUGCUGUUCCAGCAUGCAGUUAACUGGCAUCGAGAUAUCACAAGGUGACAGAUGUUGCUGGCAUAGUAUGCUCCCGUAGCUAACUUAACUUACUUGAACUGUAUAUAGUUGAGGGCUGCUCCAGUAACUUGAGACUAGAAUUUAGGGAAUGUAUACUGGAUGUAGUCAAUUUUGAUCGGGGAAGUAUGACAGAAUACCAAAA
This is a messenger RNA of Papaver somniferum (opium poppy), 4593 nucleotides long. RefSeq lists its product as uncharacterized. The record is from RefSeq and is a predicted model, not a curated record. The coding region runs from base 161 to 4324 and encodes 1387 amino acids. Gene Ontology annotation, biological process: negative regulation of gene expression via chromosomal CpG island methylation; protein ubiquitination. NCBI's taxonomy places the organism in Eukaryota, Viridiplantae, Streptophyta, Magnoliopsida, Ranunculales, Papaveraceae. The transcript has 14 exons. Gene Ontology annotation, molecular function: ubiquitin protein ligase activity.